Molecule: messenger RNA, 5893 nt
Organism: Megalobrama amblycephala (Wuchang bream)
Lineage: Eukaryota; Metazoa; Chordata; Actinopteri; Cypriniformes; Xenocyprididae
Product: interferon-induced very large GTPase 1-like
Exons: 4
Coding region: 1-5598 (1865 amino acids)
Biological process (GO): DNA integration
Molecular function (GO): nucleic acid binding; GTP binding
Source: RefSeq, a predicted model, not a curated record
AUGUUCUUCUCCCGAUUCAACUACACCAUCUCCUACCGUCCAGGCUCGAAGAACAACAAAGCCGACGCUCUCUCCCGUCUCCAUGCUCCCGAAGAAAAGACAGAAGAACCCGAGCCUAUCAUCCUGAGCUCACUCAUUGUAAGCCCCAUCACUUGGUCAGAGGAGACCAUUCCCUCCUCCAAUGCUUCCACAAACCCUGGGCUGGGCUGUCCACCUGGCUUACUCUACAUCACCCGGACACGACGCACUCCAACCAUCCACUCAGCUCACACGUCACUAGGCACUGUCAUCGUAGACCGUUUCUCCAAAUCUUGUCGUCUCAUUCCACUACGAGGAUUGCUCACUGCCAUGGAAACCGCAGAAAUGCUCUUCAACCACGUGUUCAGGUAUUUCGGGAUACCAGAGGACAUUGUAUCAGACAGAGGACCCCAGUUCAUCUCUAGAGUAUGGAAGGCAUUUCACUCCCUCCUAGGACCUGACGUGGCUCCCGCCGAACCCCCCCUUCCACUCAUCCGGCAUACGAGGUUCAUGAGAUCUUGGACUCCCGGCGUCGUGGUGGUCAGCUGGAAUACUUGGUCGACUGGGAAGGAUACGGCACCGAGGAACGCUCCUGGGUCCCAAGAAACGACAUCCUUGAUCCCAACUUACUUCAAACUUUCCACGACAGCCACCCUGAUAGACCGGCACCGCUGGGAAGAGGACAGGGGGUACUGUCACAGACACGUCAGGUUCCAACAUCAACCAAUCCCAGCGCACACCAUCCCCAGAAGAACUGCAGAAGAGCUAAGAACAGGCCAAAAAACAGAUCAACAAAAACGAAAAGAAGAGCUUACAAGCUCAAAUAAACUCCUACACAGACUUUGUUUUGACCGUCAUCAACAUAAACUGAGAGCUGCGGAUGUUCUUCAGUUAACUGCACAUUUAUUACAGUCCAAUGAGUCUUGUACUGAAGAGGAGCUGAUUCAGACUUUCAUACAAAAACUACUGGUGAUGGAUUACAGAGCAAGAUACAUUAAAACUAAGGAGACCAUUGAGAUUGAUUACACUCAGCAAGGGAGCUAUGAAAAUGAAAUGGAUUCUGAUGAUAUUUUGUUCGAAUUAAUGUCUUUCUCUAACAAAGAAACAAGCAAAAAUGAUCCUGUUCACCCAAUGGAUGUUCAGAUGGCCGCAUUUCAUUGUGCUGAUGGUUUCCUGAAGCAGCUUUUGGUCACUAAACUGUCCCAGUGUCAGUACGCUCUGCCUCUGCUUGUUCCUGAUCCAUUCACACAACAGAUUGAGUUUCCUCUCUGGACAUUCAGACAAAUCAACAAGAGCUGGAAGAUGAGAAACACCAACAAUGAAAUCAUCAGUCAAACCCAGCCAAUCUACAAGGCAGAAACUCCAGUCGUGUUUUUCUUUAGGUUUGGCUCUGUGUCUUCAUCCAAAUCUCAGCUGAUGAACAGUCUGAUCAAUGAGAAACACAACACGUUCUUCCACAGGAACUGCCCGGGCAGCAGCAGAACCAGAGAACUGAUGGAUGGCGUGGUGGAGAUCGCCUGGUUCUGCCCCUCUGGGAAAAACAUGGAUAAAUUCAAUGACUGUGUUGCGUUCUGUAAUUUACAUGGUGAUGCAGGAGACCAUGAGAAACAGCUGCAGAUCCUCACUGAAAUGAGCUCAGUCAAUGUUGUUAUUUUAUCACAACUUCAGAGGAAUGACAAAAGCACAAAAACAAUCCAAACCCUGUUCAGAAACAGAAAACCACUAAUUUGUCUUUUUACUGAGGAUGAAUCAUUUCUCACUCUGAUGCACAAAGGAAAAUAUAAAAUUGGUUUAAAAGACAGAAAUCAGUCGACUGUAUCGGAAGAACUCAGAAGAGCUAUAAAUGAUUGUCUCUCAGAAUCAUCUUCCACUUUCAGACUUCAAGAUAUGACCAAACACUCAGACAUCAGAGUAGAUGAGGAAGAUGAUGAUGACUGCAGGAAAGGAAGAGAAGCAGCACAGAAGAUGAUGAGUUUACUGGAGAAGAAAGAUCUGACAGAAAUCAAAGAAUCAUUUCUGCCCUGUCAGGGGAAACUGUGGCAUCAGUGGAGUCAGAAGAACAAGGAACUACAUCGACCUCAAGCAGAUGAGUCAGAAAAAGACAUCAGUGAAAAACACUCAGAGAUGAAAGAAUUUCGUCAAAAGCAGCAUGAAUCUGACAUCAGUGAGUUUAUAAAGCUCUUCAUUAAGGAAAUGAACUCAGAUGCUGAACGUGAAAAAUUAUUUUUCCUUAAAUGGCUUGAAAUCCUACUGGAUGAAUUUACCUCAAAAGAUCUUUCUGAUCUACAUCGUAAGUAUGAUGAAAAGUGGUCAACAGUUGUAAAACUGAAAGAGAGCAAUGAUAAAUCUCAACUCAAAGCUGAACAAACUAAACUUGUGAAAAUAUCUGAGGAUCUUCAAGCUGCAACCUUUGGUUUGGAGCACAUCAUGAGGGAGAUCGGUCAGAUCUAUGAAUCAUGUGAAUCUCUGAAGAAGAACAAGAAAGACCUGCAGUUUGACUUCUCUUCUCUCCCGAGUCUUGCAGCAGAGAUGAUGAUCUCUGGAUUUCCACUGGAGCUGAUGGAUGGAGAUGCUGCUCAUGUUCCUGUGGUCUGGAUCUCUACUGUUCUAGAUGAACUCAUCCAGAAACUGGGAGACCAGAGAGUCUUUGUGCUGUCAGUUUUAGGGAUUCAGAGCUCUGGGAAAUCCACCAUGCUGAAUGCCAUGUUUGGACUCAAGUUUGCUGUCAGUGCUGGCAGGUGCACCAGAGGAGCUUUCAUGCAGCUGGUCAAAGUGUCAGAUGAGAUGAAAACACAGGUGAACUUUGACUAUAUUCUGGUUGUUGAUACUGAGGGUCUUCGUGCUCUAGAACUGGCUGGAAGAUCAACAAGAAAUCAUGACAAUGAAUUGGCCACAUUUGUUGUUGGUCUUGGAAGUAUGACGUUGAUCAACAUCUUUGGAGAAAACCCAUCUGAGAUGCAGGACAUUCUUCAGAUUGUUGUUCAGGCCUUCCUGAGGAUGAAGAAGGUCAAACUGAAUCCCAGCUGUGUGUUUGUGCAUCAGAACGUUUCAGACGUCACAGCUGGAGAGAAAAAUAAGGAGGGAAGGAGACGACUGCAGGAGACACUGGAUGAGAUGACAAAACUUGCUGCUGAAGAGGAGGACUGUGAUGCAGAAUGUUUCAGUGAUGUCAUUGCAUUUGAUAUAGAGAAUGAUGUGAAGUAUUUUGCUCAGCUCUGGGAGGGCAGCCCACCCAUGGCACCACCAAACCCAAACUACUGUGAGAAUGUUCAAGAACUGAAGAAAACAAUUGAAUCUCAUGCAUCAAAGUCACAUGGAAUGAUGCUGAUAGACCUAAAAGAUCGUAUUCAAGAUCUCUGGGAGGCUUUAUUAAAUGAACAAUUUGUGUUCAGCUUCAGAAACUCUCUUGAGGUUGCCGUCUACAGAAAACUGGAGACUGAAUAUAGCAAGUGGUCCUGGAGUCUUCGCAGUGCCAUGAUGGAAAUUGAUAAUAAAUUACACAACAAUAUAGAAAAUAAAGCAAUUCAUCAGGUUGAUGAAGCUGAUCUUCAAACAGAACUGAAGAAGACAAGUGAAGAAGUUGAAAGAUCAAUGUCUGAAUUCUUUGAGAAAGACAAAGAUAAAGAUAUACUGAUUAAUUGGAAAACAUCAUUUGAAGUAAAAAUUAAAGAGCUUCAGGAAAACAUUGUGAGAGAAACAAAGAGGAAGUUAAACAAUAUUCUUCAGCAGCGAGACCUGAAGGAAGAGAUUGACUCUCAGAGGACCCGCCAUGAAAACACUCUCUUUGAAAAGAGCAAAGAAUUUGCCUUAAAACUCAAAGACAAAACAAAUGAUGAAGAAACACUGAAGAAAGAGUUUGAUUUGUUUUGGGAAGAGUGUGUGAAUAAGAUCAUCUCAGAUACUCAUCCAAUCAAAAAUGUUGAUGUAUUGAGAGAUGUGAAAGAGAUCCUCAGUGAUGUCUAUAAAAGUGCUUCUAUAGACCACAGAAAGCAGAACAUGGAUAUUUUCUCAGUAGCAAGUUAUUCUGAUUAUAUUAAGUUAAAGAAAUCCAUUGGAAUUACAGGAGCUUUAACUAAUGUCUACAGAUCAGCUCAAGAGAUAUUUCAUCACGCUCUCUCUAAAGAAGAUGAAGCCCAAAUAAGAUCAUUAGUCACAGAUGUUGCUCAGAAGACAGACAAAAUGAUUCAGUCAUUUAACAUUUCAAAGAUGGGCUACAACAUCAGCUACAUUCAACAACUCACGGGUUACAUCACAGCAAUGGUAAUAAAUCAUGAGGAAGGACCAGUGAAAUAUGUGUUCAAGAAACAAUUCUUCAUGGAUUUGGUUCUUUCCAUAUGUACAAAAGCAAGCAAUAUGAUCACGGACCAACACAGAAAGUUCAGUGAAGCUAAUGAUCCUGUAAUAUAUUUGAAGAAGAAGAGAGCAGAGUACUACAGUAUUUUCAAGAAAUACUGUCAUGGAGCAACAUCAGCUGCCAUUUUAGGUGAGAUCAUCUGUCAGAAACUAAAAGAAGCAGUUGAGCAGAGUGUCUACAAGAAGACUGCCAGAGAUCUGACUGAUGAAAUGAUGAAAAACUGUGAAUCACUGAAUGGAAACCGAUUAAAUAUGGAGAAACACAUCCUCAAGUUUCUGGCUGAAAAUGAGAAUUUUUCUGCGUACAUGGACUACAUUAAUUAUCCCAGAGAACACUUCAAGGAUUUCAUCAGAGAUGAAGUCAGUCAGUACAUCACUGAUAAGUUCAGUGUCAGUGUUUUACCCAAGAUGAAGGAGAACAUUGAACUCCUGCAGCAGAAGAUCAUGAAAGCAGCACAUGAAUCUACUGAAUAUGUUCAAGAGAACAGAGGAGAUGUUGGUUUAUGGUUGAAAAGUUUCACACAGAAGCUCUCAGAUGAGCUGAUCUUCUCUGAAAAAGACCUCAUUGGGGAUGUUGAUGAUGUUGAUGAUUUCAACCUCCUAGAAGAUGUGAUAAAGAAAGAAUUUCCUGCAAUAAUGACUGACAUCAGCAGUGAAUUGAAAACUGAAAAACUGGACCCCAAGUUCAGACCAGAUGAGCUUCUGUUUGAUCACUUCUGUCAGUGCUGUUGGGUUCAGUGUCCAUUUUGUGGAGCUGUCUGCACCAACACCAUAGAAAACCAUGAUGGAGAUCACAGUGUUCCUUUCCACAGAUUGGAUGGAGUCAACGGAUACUAUUAUGAUGAUACCAAGAAUUUUGGUACAGAUUUUUGCUCAUCUUUAGUGAUAAGUAAGAAAUCUUUUAAAUCAUCAGGGCAGUGGUUCCCAUAUAAAGAAUACCGAAGAGCAGGAGGAGUUUAUGCACACUGGAGCAUCACUCCUGAUCUCUCUGAACUACCCUACUGGAAGUGGUUUGUGUGCAGAUUCCAGAAAGAUCUGGAAAUGUUUUAUGGGAAAUCAUUCCAUGGUAAUGGUGAGAUCCCAACACAUUGGAAAAAAUUUACAAAACAAGAUGCAGUCAAUAGUUUAAGUUAUUACUGCAGCUUGAGAAUAAAAAGCCCAAUACUAACACUGACUAAAUUACUUAUACAAAAGAACAUGAUUUUGUUUGGGUGGAAGGAAUGUUGAAAUGUUGAUGUCAUGAAUUUUUAAUAAAACCUCAACUCACAAUUCGCCCCCUUGGAAUUAUAAGGUUCUCUCUGCGUUCUGAGCAGUUUUGAGAUAUUGAGCUUAAAAGUUUUGCAUUCCAUGUAGCAAAAACUAUAUGGGGAACAAGUUUCUUUCAUACAUGAAAAUGACAGGGACCCUAAAUAUAUUCUAACAGUACCAUAUAAUAAUAUAAUAUCAAAAUCCUCUCAAAUUUGUAAAUGAGGAUUUUUGGAAUGAGUCAAAUGUAGAUAGAACCUUCUAAUUCUAAAAAAAU